GCUCCGAUUUCCCGCACUACAGUUUCAGGAUGCCAAAUAUAGGGUUCCAGAACCUUCCCCUCAAUAUCUACAUUGUGGUGUUUGGGACAGCCAUCUUUGUCUUCAUCCUCAGCCUACUCUUCUGUUGCUACUUAAUAAGACAGUGAGAAGCAGCAGUUCCCAACAAAAUUCACACCUCGCCACCUUCUCAUAUCCUAUCUUGCAGGGCAAACGAUCCCUCUCACUCUGCUGCGAGAGGUUAAGGUUACUUGUAAUGGAGGUAAAUCUUACAAACCUAUGAAUUUCUCCUAUCUCUCUUGCUCUUGUUUUCCUCCCUUUUAUUCUACAUGUUUUAUUGUCAUUCUCAGUACCUAGAUUCUCUUCUUAUCCAGUGCUCUUUCUGUUCCCUGUUUGUUCACUGAGUUGUUUGUUUUGGCUCAUUUACAAGAGCAAUGUUUAUUAAGAGUUAACCAAGAGUUUGAUAUAAACCUUAAACAUUGGUUCUAUCUGUGGAUGCUCUUCUUUUUACCUGGAGUUUUGCAAGACCUUUUAGAGCGCCUCAUCAACAUACAGUAAUGCUUUUAAUGUCUGAUCCAAUGUAUUUUAGGUGAUAUUGUGAGUUGAUAUUCUACUUUCAUUAACAAGAAACUAAGGCCUAAGCCUUUUCAGAAUGAUAUCUAUCAAUAUUUAACUACUAUUGUGUUACUAAGCAAAACAAAUAUUUGACAGAGUUUUGGAAGGUAUUUUUAUAUAUUCACUUCUUUCUGUAAUUGGUUAAUCCAAUUAAUAUUUGUUUAGUCAGCAGACUCAUGAUUGUUUCACAUGACAAAUGCAUAGGCAGAAUCAUCUCUGCACUGCUCUGCCUUUUUUUGUCUCUUUUUGAGAUAUAUCAUUUGUAAAAAUCUAGAGAGAGAUUAUUAUUAUAUUCUGUAUGGAUUGAGAAUUGCUUUUUAAUUCUAACACCCAUUUGGUACCACAACGAUCCACUAGAAUAGACUGGUGUCAGAAGGCAAGUAUUUAAUAAGGAUAUUACAUCCAUGUUUGUCAUUUUUCUCUCUUUUUCCAGGAUGUAUGAAUACUUUGUCUCUUUAUUUAACGUAGCCAGGUGGAGAUGGUCACCUACUAAUCAAAAAGAUGUUUUGUCUUUACGUCUCCCCAGGUUACGGCACCAGGCGCACAAAGAACUAUAUGCAUACAAACAAGUCAUUCAGAAGGAAAAAGUCAAAGAGCUAAAUUUGCAUGAGAUAUGUGCGGUGUGCUUGGAGGAGUUCAAACAGAAAGAUGAGCUGGGGAUUUGUCCGUGCAAACAUGCCUUUCAUAGAAAGUGCCUCAUCAAGUGGUUGGAGGUGAGGAAAGUGUGCCCGCUGUGCAACAUGCCCGUCCUGCAGCUCGCCCAGCAGGCUGGCAGCAUGGAUCCCCCUGUGCCAAUACAGCAGCCUCUGCCUGGGAUUGAGAACCUGGUGUAGCGGACUCAUAGCCUCGCUUACAGUACACUACAGAAACACACAGUCACACAUCCCAUCACUCAUACUCUCACCUGUACAGGUACACUUUGGUAUGAGUCUGUGGACAGACCGGAGAAACUGGAGUUACUGCGCAGAUACACACAAAAAAACUGUGAAUCUGCACGUCUCCUAUCCUUGCAUUAGUUCACAAAAGGAUUUCCUGAUAUCAGUUCUGACUGAUGAUCAACUGUUCUCAUGUUUUUCUUUUUGCGGACGAUGAAGAAGAGUUAAUGUAGAAGAAGUUUCCUUCUUGGCCAAGACAUGGUCGAUAACUUUUUCACAACCAAAGCACUUUUCUGGGUACACCAGCUAAAGACCAGGAGGAGAAAAAAAACACAAAAGCCAAGAACUACAAUACACUAAAAUAUAAUUUGUUUUUUUUUAACGAGCACUUUACAAGAAUUCAAACCUUAAUUGCUUGUGAUCGUAGUAGCAAGGUCAUGUUUUAUAUUUUAACAUUAACUAUUAUUUCUAUGUACAGUACCAGGCCACAUGUUUUUUUUUUUUUUAAUUAGUAAAUUUUGAUUUUUAGACAAAAGGAAAUAUCUCAAAGGGACAACAGCACCUAUGUUGGUAGAUGUCAGGAAACUUGGACAAUGCUUUGUGUUCUAAUUGCACACACACACACACACACACAUAAGAAAUUAAGCUCAAAGCAACCUCGAGACUCCAUGUCUAACUAAAUGUGAAAGGUUUGAAUGUGUUAAAACGCUGGAUUUUUCACACUAAGCCUAUAGAAUUUGUUCCCACGUUUGUCAUUCAUUACAAUAUGACUGUUGUUAUUAUCUUUUUUUAUAUACAAUUCAAUACAGGAAGCUGAUGAAGUGAACAAAUUAUAUAUUCAUUAAAGGAAUUUAUCGGGUAACAUCCUUUAUAUACACAAGUGCUGUUAGGCAUGCAUGGGUAUAUAUACUGUCACCCCCGGCAUUACUCCGUUUUUUCCUUUAUCAGAAAAAAUUCAGGGCCUCUCCAACAGAAAAUUUUAGUGUCAAAGUAACUACUGUGACUAUCUAAACCAGUAUUAGUGUGUAUAACCUGGUGCUUUAUCUAUAGAGCAGUUUUUUCAGAACAAACACCAGUAAUGAGGCAAUAUUAUACAAAAAUCUAUAAAAUGUUCCAGUUUUACUUUGCUCUGCUGCUGCUGCUGCUGCUGCUGCUGCUGCUGCUGCAUCAUUUCAUUUUGUUGAAGCUGAGCUGUGUGAAUGUUCCAGUGGCUUGCUUCACAAAACAAAACAGCAAAUGUUGAAGAGCCAUGUUGAUAUAUAUUACUGGUAUCACAUAUCCUGCUAGAAAUGGUUGAUUAUUCAAUGUGGGAAGAGACCAGGAUGAAGCAGGCUUUUGCCUUCUGUCCUGUUCAGCUCCUACUUAAAAUGUGCUGCAAACGCAGUUGCAGUUAGUUUUGCUUCUACCCCGAUAGAUAAUCUGUAUUUAUUUUUUUAUAUUUAUUAUAAUUCCUUGGUACAGCUGCAUAGAGUGAAUGAGUUAGCGGAUUUGACACCUGCAUCAGAAUUACUGCCCUCAGCAUAUCAUCAGCAUAUCUUUUGGUCAAGAUACACACUGCUUUGUAAAACACACAUGCACACACAGGGAGGGGGCUCGAACUGCCAGCGAGCCAGUUGUCAGCAGGUUGUAAUGAAGCAGCAUUUUCAUUCAUACACACACACACACACACACACAUACAUAUACAGGGUAGUUGUGCUUUUUGGCUGCAGUAUUCUGGUGCUUUCGCCUCUCUCCCUCUUUCUGUACGGUACAGGGUGCUUUUUGUUUUGUGCCACACAUACAGUAACUCUGAGCCCUGCUGGCUUUUGUGGACAUUUUUUUUGUCCUCACCCCUCUUUUAGCUGCAUUUGGUGAAUGUGUUGUUGUGUAAAUGUGCUGAUCUAAAAUGGUGGCAAAAAAGUUGCGCUUCAGAGUAAUAACCUUAAGAAAAGUUGGAGAUUGCCUUUUACAUGUGAUAUGAAUUGUCAAAUGACAAUUCAUAUUCUUCAGAUAUCUAUUGUUAAAGGCACAAUCCAUGAUCCCAGUGUCAACAAAGGAGUUGUACCACUGUUAAAAAAAACAA
Messenger RNA from Micropterus salmoides (largemouth bass), 3549 nucleotides. RefSeq names its product ring finger protein 24 (gene rnf24). Gene Ontology annotation, cellular component: endomembrane system. The record is from RefSeq and is a predicted model, not a curated record. Gene Ontology annotation, molecular function: ubiquitin protein ligase activity; zinc ion binding. Lineage: Eukaryota; Metazoa; Chordata; Actinopteri; Centrarchiformes; Centrarchidae. Bases 1017 to 1445 code for a protein of 142 amino acids. The transcript has 6 exons.